This is a messenger RNA of Puccinia triticina, 1185 nucleotides long. RefSeq lists its product as uncharacterized. The transcript has 5 exons. Gene Ontology annotation, cellular component: Golgi membrane. Lineage: Eukaryota; Fungi; Basidiomycota; Pucciniomycetes; Pucciniales; Pucciniaceae. Gene Ontology annotation, biological process: pyrimidine nucleotide-sugar transmembrane transport. The coding region runs from base 1 to 1185 and encodes 394 amino acids. Gene Ontology annotation, molecular function: UDP-galactose transmembrane transporter activity. The record is from RefSeq and is a predicted model, not a curated record.
AUGACCACGGCCGAUCAAACGUUUAUCGGACUGCCCUUCAAGUAUGUCUCCCUAAUCAGCUUGACCCUCCAAAAUAGUCUGCUGGCCAUCCUUCUUCAUCAUUCUCGGACGAUCCCAAACACAAAACUGUAUUCAGCAUCGGCGGCAGUCCUGCUGAACGAAAUCCUUAAAUGCUCGAUCUCCUUCCUCGUCGCACUUUACAAUGCCUGUAAUCAAUCCUCAACAAAUUAUUCAAGGCGCGAUAAAUAUCAACCAAUCUCAGCCGAUGCCCAAGCACACUCGCCUUCGACAAACUACUCAAGGCUGGCACAUCAUGAUGAUAGACCAGGUGAUUCCCCGUUUUCGAGAAAACCGCCGAUUUCGCUGUUUGAACAAGACUUUCAAGAUUGGAAACGAUCCUCUAGAUCUUGGUCAACCAUGAUCAUUGAUAACUCGAAACAGAUCCUUGUGGAAAUUAUCAGAAGGAUUGAAUCCCAGACUCCGUUUUUUUUGGGCGCCCUCCAGAUCCUUACCACGGCUCUAUGUUCGGUUGUGAUGCUAGGACGUCAAUUAUCAGCUACCAAAUGGAGCGCACUAUUCUUCUUGGCGGUCGGAGUAGCACUCGUUCAACUUCAGAAUAUCUCGACCAACCCAGGAUCGGCCAAAAAACUUUCGACUGAUACCGCCGAUCGAUUUAUCGGCUUCCUGGCUGUGACCUCUGCUUGUUUUACAUCCGGACUGGCGGGGGUUUACUUUGAAUUGGUGCUUAAAUCAUCCAAUAAGGUCGAUCUAUGGAUUAGGAACAUUCAACUCUCACUCUUCUCACUCUUGCCAGCACUGUUUACAACCCUAUUCACCUCAAAUCAUGAAGGGCAUAUGUUCUCCAAUUUUGGAUUUUGGGCAUGGGCGACUGUUUUGACACAGGUGGUUGGUGGUUUGGUGACUGCUCUGGUGAUCAAGUUUGCCGAUAAUAUCCUCAAAGGUUUUGCUACCUCGCUCUCGAUCAUCUUGUCGACUCUGGCAGGCGUCUUCAUCUUUGGAACUCCACUUCCUCUUGGCUCGGCCAUUGGCUCCUUGGUCGUCCUCUUGUCUACCUAUGCCUAUAAUUCUUCCUCUGACACGGAGCUCUCGUCUUCUUACCCUCAAGCAAAAGGUCCAACUGGAUUUAUAUCCCCUCUUCGUAGAGAAAAACAGCGCACACUUUAA